Molecule: messenger RNA, 993 nt
Organism: Entamoeba dispar SAW760
Lineage: Eukaryota; Evosea; Mastigamoebida; Endamoebidae
Exons: 1
Coding region: 1-993 (330 amino acids)
Source: RefSeq, a predicted model, not a curated record
AUGCUUGGAAUGAGAGACGAAGCAGUUGAAGAAAUUAUGCAUCAACGAAUGGAUAUUAAAGAUGUAUUAUUAGAGUCAUUAGGAUAUCAUAUAUUUCCAAUUUUUUAUUCAUUAGGAAUAAAUGAUAGAUAUGAAUCAAUAAUAAAGAAGUAUUAUAAUUUUCAUAAAGACCAUGCUAUUUAUAUGAAAGAUAAUGUAACUCAAGCUAUUGAUUCUAUGAAUUGGGAAGAAUUAAGUGAUUUAUUUAAAUUUGAAGAAGAAUUAAAAAAGUCAAGUACAAAAGCUGGAGUAAAUAUAUUUGAAGUAUUAAGACAACUUCAAGACUCACUCAUUCAUUCAUUUGAAAAUAAUAAAUUUAUUCAAGAAAAAUGUAUUAAUAAAAUUCAAAAAAUCAUUGAAAUGUAUCAACCCAUAGUAACAGAACUCAUUGAUAAUUGUGAUAGACACGCUUAUUUUUGUGAAAUUUUUUAUUCUUUACCCCACCUUCAACUAGUUUCUCCAUUUUAUGAUAUUGAAAGAAAUAAUCAACAAUAUCAACAACUUUAUUCAUUAAAUCAAGUUCUUGUUCUAUUACAAAAAACAAAAGAACCUUAUCAAUUUAAAGAAUUUAAUAUAGAAGGAGACCUUAAUCAAAUGAUUAUUAAAACAAUGAAUUGUAUUGUUCAAGAAAAGGUUAAAGAAGGAAAUGAAUUAUUAGAAUCAAUCUGUAAAUGGAUUAACACUCAAUUUAAUAAUCUCACAGAAGAAGAAUAUCUUCUUAUAAGAAGAAAUUUAUUACUCACAAUUGAAACUAUUGGAUUUACAUUCUUCUUAAUAAAAAAGAAUAACUCAUUUAAUCAAAACCUUAUUAAUCUUUUAAAUGAAUUAAAGAAAGAAAAGUCUGUUAAUGUCACUGAACAAUCUUCAGAGAUAGAAAAGAAAUUUGUGUCAGAAUAUUCUUCUUUUAAUAAAGAAAUUAGUUUAAUUAUCGAACGUUUUAAAAAAAUUAACUAA